Bicyclus anynana (squinting bush brown) is the source of this 3597-nucleotide messenger RNA. Its product is annotated as breast cancer anti-estrogen resistance protein 3 homolog. NCBI's taxonomy places the organism in Eukaryota, Metazoa, Arthropoda, Insecta, Lepidoptera, Nymphalidae. The transcript is spliced from 6 exons. Gene Ontology annotation, molecular function: guanyl-nucleotide exchange factor activity; phosphotyrosine residue binding. Gene Ontology annotation, biological process: small GTPase-mediated signal transduction; positive regulation of peptidyl-serine phosphorylation. The coding region runs from base 264 to 2198 and encodes 644 amino acids. The record is from RefSeq and is a predicted model, not a curated record.
UUUUUGCACCUAUGAAAUGGGUGUACAUUGUGCAUAAUGCGCAUGCCCCGCAGCUGCGAGUUCAGAGUGAAGUUCAACCCCUCGUUACUACCAACGUUCAAGAGAAUAGGGCGAACGUUCUAUCGAUCGCCACGCGUCAACCCGCCGCCGCCUCGCCGCCUCGCCGCCUUGCCGACAUGCUAUAAUAACAACUGUUGAAAUAGUUAUCUGUAUCAAGAUACAACUGUAUCGACAGACAGCGAGAACAGAAAUCAACUAGAAACAUGGAGACGAGCGCCGCACCUAGCUGCGGGCUGCUGGAGUGGGAGCUGUCGCUGUCUGCCGAGCAGCUCAUCUCGCACGGCUGGUACCACGGCGCGCUCGGCCGUGGCGCGGCGGAGGCGCUCCUGCGGCACGACCGGCAGUUCCUGGUGCGCGACUCGUCCUCGCAGCCCGACAACUACGUGCUCAGCUGCCGGUCUAACGGACAACACCUACACUUCGUUAUACAGAGGAUUGUGGUGCAUCCCGAAACAGUUUAUGAAAGAUUUCAAUAUCAAUUUGAAGACGAAGCGUACGACACUGUGGCAGACCUCAUCACCUCGUACGUGGGGUCCGGAAAGCCAAUCUCCGCCGCGUCAGGGGCAAGAAUACAGUACCCAGCGAAUCGGGCAGUUCCUUUGUCCAACAUAUCUACCGACGACUGUGGCAACGUGGCUUCUCCUAACGGGGACAACGAUUACGGAAACGCAUACAGUGUUUAUAGCCAUUUCGUAGCUAAGCCUGGAACCCAAUUGAGAGUGCCUUUCAAGAAGCAGCGAUCUCAUUCUUUGACUCCGAUAGAUAUGACGCAGCACGUGACGCACGGGAAGAGCGCCAGCGCCGACGGAGUCAUCCAGAGCCAGACAAGUAAAUACCCUAAAAUAUUUUCAAGCGAGUCGAACUCGGGGUCGAACACUUGGGACGCGAACUUGCCGACCAGCCCUCCAGCGAAGCCCGCUCGCUACGAUGGGCCGAAAGCCGACGACAGAAGACCGGAGCCGCACAGACUCUACCACGUCUCCGGGUCCGAUUCAGGAAACGGAUCCGGCGAUUCGACCCAGAGUUCCGCUCACAGCGAUCCAAAUAAAUCGAGAAAUGACUCUGACUACAACCCGGCUAACACCCCGACGAUCAAACAACAAUUCGAUUACGAUUUAACAGAAGCAAAGUUGUUGCAGCUAGAAAAUCUGGACUAUACAGUCGAGUCGAGAAUCAAUUUGGAAAUUUUUCAGUCUCAAAUCAUAGCAGCGUCUCUAACGAAACCUUUAGAGUCAGAGACUUUGCACACGAUCAAACUGUUGCUGCGAACAUCGGGUCCUCGAAUUUUGGCAAACCAUCUCACGAAAAUAGAUCUUCACUUUCUGUUCGAUGACUCUAUACAAAUAGAAAGGCUGAAUAAAACAGCGUCAGGAAUAGAACUUUGUUUUCUUCCUCAGGGACGCAUGUUACGUUUAGAUGUCAUUGAAAGGGUCGAAACCUUUCGUCUUCUCGUAGCCGUGACCGUUCUCACUUGUCAGACGGACAGACAGAGAGCCGACACUAUAAACGACUGGAUACUCCUAGCUAUCGAAACUAAAACGGCGCUAGGAAACUUGUAUGGUUUCUCUGCAAUCAUGUUCGGCCUAUGCAUGCCUCAAGUGGAGCGGUUGGAGAACGCCUGGAACGUUCUGAGACGAGUGUACACCGACAAUGCGUUCAUGUUCGAGGCGAAGCUUCGGCCGUGCUUCAAGAGCAUGAACGAAGGGACGUAUCCGCUGCCGCCUAACACCACCGCUCCGUACGUGGUGCCGUCCGUAUUGUGCUUCCAUUUGUUCGAUGGAGAAGGCGGAGGCCUAUUGCGACCGGACGAGACGUUCCCGAGCAGUCUCGUAAGCAGCUUGGAGUUCGACUUCGAUGCCACAGCGGCCCACCUGGAGGCGGCGCGACAAUUUCCUCGGCAAAUAGAGACGUUCAGACGCAACGCGCGUACCGUCGUGCAAGAGAUGUCUUCGCUCGGUCCGAUGUUGGAUCCGACACUGCUGGAGUUGUUUAGGACAGAGUUCCACAUAAGCUUCCUGUGGGGUGAAAGGGGCGCCCUAACAGGACCCAACCAGAGGUUCUCGAGGCUGGCAGACAUCCUCAGCACAAUGGCCGCGAGACUGGCGAGCCAGCCGCCGGACGGCGACGACGCUGUUUGAGAUAUUUGUGAAUACAAUAACAAGUGAAUGUCUAUCUCGAAAGAGCUACAAAAGUGACCCUUUUUUAUAACAAUUAGCAAACCCUGUGUUAAAUUUAUAUUACGCAGUAGACUGUCGUCAUGUAUCAUUUGUAAAAUUUCCAACAUAAGAUUGUAUAGUGAGGUCGCUAGCUCGCUACUCGGUGUUCGCUGAUACGAGUAUGUAUGUCAGUAUGUGGCUAGUAUUGUGCGUUUAUAUUAUUUACUAGUGCGGUUUAAAUAAAGUUACAAACGUUUUUGUUUUGACAGAACUCAUAUAUUUUGUUGUACCUACGACGGUUCCUACAUAGAACUUUAAACCUGACGCUUUAGGUCCUACCUACUAGACGUUAUGUCGGAAAAAUCGGCUUCGAAAUGCAAAUGAACCGGGAAAACUGAAUUUUGGAUUUAAGGUAAACUAGAAAGUUGCAUAAAAAACUCUUCAAAUUCUUGACCAAGAUUUCCCAUGUGUCAAUUUCUGCCAUCAUAUAAAGUGUUCAUCAAUAAAUUUUAUCCAAUACUUUUUUUUUGCUGUUUAUAUAUUCUCUUUAAUUAAAGCCGUAUUAGAGGCGGAUUUACAUUUGUCUGACGUGCCGUGUUGUGGCGCACCAGAACAGAAUCGACAUCAUACAUUUUAUAUGGCAACGUUAACACCCAUGUGUUGUGACAUGUCGUAAUGGCUUCUGAUGUGCCGCAUACAAAAUCUAUGAAACAGAUUCUGUUCUGAUGCGUCACAAGUCACAACACGACACGUCAGACAAAUGUAAAUCCGACAUAACGCUCUACAUCGUUCACGUGUCGCUCAUCGUUAUUGAGAUAUCGAUAGAAAAAUAAAAAAAAAUGAAGUUACCGAGUUUUUUUUUUAUUUUUUCACCAUUGGCUGUGGUGCAAAUUGGUGUCGCCAACCCCAUUCCUGAGGAGAUUGAUGUAUUCGCCGACGAAUGAAAUCGACGCUUCUCCUAUUGCUGUGGUUACAAUGAGGGUAUUAGCAUCCACAAAAACCUGCACUACUGGACUAGGUACCUACUGUAGUACGGAGAGGUUGUUAUGAGUUUGGGUGAGAGGAUGUUUGUACAAACGAAUGUCGCCACAUCUACAAAACUACUAGUCCGAUUUCAAUGCGGUUUUCAGUGAUAGGUUCAGAUUUGAUUGGUGCAUGUUCUUAAAGAGGAGGUCACUAGGGCGGCGCUGCAGGAAGUUUGUGCAAAACCGAAUGUACUACCGUUACACCCCCCAUUCGGUUUUGCAUUUUGUAUAUUAUUAUAGGCCUUUUGUAGGGACUUCCAAAAGGCCUAUGUCUUACAGUGGACGUCCAUCGGCUGAUAUGAUGAUGAUGAUGAUGAUGAUGAUGAUAUUAAUAUAAUAGUUACUAUAUAUUACAG